This is a messenger RNA of Phragmites australis (common reed), 579 nucleotides long. RefSeq names its product protein DELETION OF SUV3 SUPPRESSOR 1(I)-like. Lineage: Eukaryota; Viridiplantae; Streptophyta; Magnoliopsida; Poales; Poaceae. Bases 152 to 385 code for a protein of 77 amino acids. Gene Ontology annotation, biological process: proteasome assembly; double-strand break repair via homologous recombination; mRNA export from nucleus. The record is from RefSeq and is a predicted model, not a curated record. The transcript is spliced from 3 exons. Gene Ontology annotation, cellular component: proteasome complex; proteasome regulatory particle, lid subcomplex.
ACGCCACCGUUUUAACUCCGACCGCACCAACCUGGCCGUCGCCAGAUCCCGCAGCCCGAGCAGCAGGCCAGCCGCACCCGACGCGCGACCGCCUCCACGUCUAGGGUUUCUCCUCUCCUCCUCCUCCCCCCGCACGCGAAGCAGCGCGUUGAUGGCGACGGCAGGGGCGCCGGCAGCGGACGCGAAGGCGGAGGCGGCCAAGAUGGACCUCCUCGAGGAUGACGACGAGUUCGAGGAAUUCGAGAUCGACCAAGAAUGGGAUGAAAAGGAACAUGGCAAUGAAACCGUCCAGCAGUGGGAGGACGACUGGGAUGAUGAUGACGUUAACGAUGAUUUCUCGCUGCAGCUGAGGAAAGAGCUGGAAGGCAACGCCCAGAAGAGCUGAAUUGUUUGCCUAGUAAUGUUAAGCUGUAGUGCCUUGUAUGCCCGUUGCUUCUGUCUCUUUCUGAACCGUGAUGCCUCUGGGAACAACCUAGCUCGCGAAACAGUGCUACCAGAAAGUUUGUGGCCGUACUGCAAUGCAGUUUCCGUUUAAUCGGUAAAUUCGAUAUGAAAGUGAUACCAGAAAGUUUAUUGUCA